This is a messenger RNA of Phragmites australis (common reed), 2360 nucleotides long. RefSeq names its product putative transcription factor bHLH041. Gene Ontology annotation, molecular function: protein dimerization activity. Bases 112 to 1803 code for a protein of 563 amino acids. The record is from RefSeq and is a predicted model, not a curated record. The transcript is spliced from 7 exons. NCBI's taxonomy places the organism in Eukaryota, Viridiplantae, Streptophyta, Magnoliopsida, Poales, Poaceae.
ACGACCAAGCAGAAGCAGCCAUCGAUCAUACGUCGCGAAGCCAGCCAUCGAUCAUACGUCGCGAAGCCAGCCAUGGACGACGCCGCCGGCGUGGCGGCAUCGACAUGAUCGAUGGACACCCUCUUCGUGCUCGGCCAGGAGUCCCGACUGCGCAUCCUCCAGCAGGCGGCGGCGCGUGUCCCCGGCUGUGCCUACCUCUGCGCCUGGGCGCCCCUCCCUGCCCAGCCGGCUUCUUCGUCCUCAUCAUCCUCAGCUGCCACCAGCGCCCGCCUGUUGUGCUGCCUGGACGCAUGGCUCUGCAACGGCGGAGCUGGCCGCGGUGACGGCGGCCGCGCGCGCUUGCUUUUCGACGAGUACCGGCGGUCGCUCUGUGCGGCCGUCAGCGGGUGUGUGCCGGGGUGGGCGUACAACGACGGCCGCGCGUACAUAGAGCUGCCGGCGCACGACCUGACGUCCUCGGCGUCGCUGCCGGUGCAGCUUCAGUUCUACCAGGAAGCUGGCAUUAAGAUGGCGGCCUUCAUGGGAUGCGAAAGCGGCGAGAUCGAGGUCGGCAUGUCGACGGCGGCAAGCGGGUCGCCGAUAAGCUUGGAGGCGAGCUUGCAGCAGGUCUUUUCGGAGGACUUCUUCCAACAGUCGCUGCUCGAGGAGCUGCUGCACCUGCCGCCGACGCGGCCGUCGUCGCCGUCCUCCUCCCUGCCGUCCGUCUCCGUGGACAGCCCCGCGGCCGAGGGCUCGACGUCGCUCCUCCGCACGAUGGCCGUGACUUCGGCCGCCACUUCAUCCUCUGUAGAGCGGAAGGUGCCGGUGCCGCUGCUGCUCCACCCACGUCCGCCGCUCCCCGUCCCCUUCGGCCGGCAUGGCCACGUGCACUUCCCGAGCGCCGAGGCCGACGACGCCGCGAUGGCGCAGGCGAUGCUCGCCGUCAUCUCCGCCACGUCGUCCUCGGCGCUGCUGACUUCGUCCACGACGACGCCUCCUCCGGGCAACCACCGCGCGUGCCGGUCUCCGCGGCGUCUGUGCUUUACGGCGUUCCGGCCGUACAACGCGGCCUUUGCGCUGAGGGCGCCGCGGCGGCUGCCGGGCAAGCCCGGGCAGCGGAUGAUCAAGAUGGGCAUAUCGAUUCUGAGGAGGAUGCACAUGCUUCGGUUCAGCCGGGAGAGCACCACCGGCGCCGCGAUGGCGCAGCCACCGGCGCCGACGAGUAGCCAGCUGAACCAUAUGAUAUCGGAGCGGAGGCGGCGGGAGAGGCUCAACGAGAGCUUCGAGGCGCUUAGAGGGUUGCUCCCUCCGGGAUCAAAGAAGGACAAGGCUACCGUCCUUGCCAAGACGCUGGAGUACAUGAACAUUCUGGUAGCCCAGAUCGCCGAUCUCGAGGCGAGGAACCGAAGCCUCCAGACCCGAGCUAACCAGCGUGCCAAUGGCGGCUCCAAGGAAAGGUCGUACUCGUCGGAGCAACAAGUGGUGCUCCAGGCCGGUCUAAGCGGCACGCCAGAGAGGGUGCAAGUCCACGUGAGCGGUGGCGCCUCGACGUCGUCGUCGUCGUCGUCAGGGCCUCGAGAGGUGACUGUACGGGUGGCGGAGGGCGAUGUGUCGGAGCUGGUGGCCCGUGUGCUCGCGGCGAUCAAGGAGAUGGGGUGUUUCACGGUGGUGGUCGUCGACGCCAGGCGAGCGAGCGAUGGCAUUGCUCAGGCCACCUUUACACUGCGAGCAACGGCGGCUGGUGAAUUUGACGAGGCGUCGUUGAGGGAAGCAGUGACGAAGGCUGCCGAGGAUUCGGCGACACCGCCGUCAGACUACUCGUAGACUCGCCGGACGCCGGUUUUGACCAGAACCCCCGGCCCGAGCAUGGGCAUGGCCGGACACCGGCCAGCCACCCGGGAUGGAUCAUACCAUGGAUGCGAACUUGAGCCCUGGCGCCCAGCUAGCAGCAGUGGUGACGAUGCAGCUACGUACUACAAGUUAGGAGUCGCUAGGGCACAAGGGCCGUGCAUGGCUUUUCUUUUUGUUUUAGAUACCCUCUUCUACUUGAACUAGGAUUCCUACGUCGCUGAUGCAUGAAAUCAUACUGAUCUCACACGUCAACAACAAAGUCAUCGUAACGUCGAUCUCAGGAAUCUGGAUUCCUUCUGCUUGCCAGGCCCUGUGCUCCUUUUUCUUCUUCUACUUGUUGGCGAUGGACUUUUCUUGUGUUCAUUGAGCUUUUUUCUUUUUCCGGCAAAAUUAGUUCACGGACGUCCAAGUUAAUUUCUGUCUCUCUUUUGCUGCGUGUCAUCCUACCCCACAUGGUAAUUUGGAAUACAUUAAUACCUCUGAUUGUAACUUGGAUCAGAAGAAAAGUAGUCAGAAAAACACAAACAGUC